This is a messenger RNA of Salvelinus sp. IW2-2015, 1029 nucleotides long. The record is from RefSeq and is a predicted model, not a curated record. Lineage: Eukaryota; Metazoa; Chordata; Actinopteri; Salmoniformes; Salmonidae.
CAGUGGAUUUGAACGGGUAACAAGUGAAGGCUACUACUGUCAGUCAGUAAAGUUCGCAAGAGUUUAAAACAAUUUUUUUUUUUUAUAGCUAAUAUGGACUGGAAGUUGAUUAGAUAUUCUCGUUUUAAAGUGAAAACCGAGGACACGGUGCUUUGGGAGAAAAUCACGAGGAGACUGCUGGUGGAUUUCAGGACGAAGAGGAGACAUUGCCCCGUUCCCACUACACAAAAGACAAGCACCGAGGCGCUUCAUCUCUCAGCAUCGUACAAGCGCUUCAAGAGUCGGAUGGUGACCAGGCGGCUGAGCGCAGAGCAGCCUUUAGCCAGUAGCCCCAUGGUCGCCAGGGGGCGCCAUUCUCCCUGCCGGGAGUUCGACACGGUCUGUCAGAGACUGUCUCUGGAUUCACCGCCAGGGGGCGCAGCGAGAACAAAACUACAAGAGCAGAACACAGAGACAAGCCUUCAAGACGCAGUGACGGAGGCUGGAGUGUCAGACCUAUCACAGCGUGUCGUCAGACCUGUCACAGCAGCGACCACUUACAAGAGGAAUGUGCCUAAACAGGACUGGGUGUGUUCUGCUUCUGGAGAACGGGACAGAUGCUCAGAGAAGCCGUUCUCUGUCCUGUAUAUGGCCCCCUCUGCUCCAGACCAGUCUCCAGACCAGUCUCCAGACCAGUCUCCAGACCAGUCUCCAGACCAGUCUCCAGACCAGUCUCCAGACCAGUCUCCAGACCAGUCUCAACCACAGCUGACUCUGGCACUGCCCUCUCUGCAGGAUGACUACUACAGCCACCCGUUGGACUGGAGUAGCAGUGGUAUCGUGGCCAUAGCCCUGGGGUCCGAUGUGUUCCUGUGGAAGGCAGAAACACACACUCUGCAGGGCUGCAUCCACCCCAGAGCAGCACCUUCUCUCCCACUGAGCCUGUCUCACUCUGUCUCCUCUGUGUGCUGGAGCAGAGAUGGAUGUACACUGGGCAUCGGGACCAAGGAGGGGGACGUACAGGUAGAGACAAACAUGCUCCAACCUUAG